AUGAAGAUCGCUUCUACCUCCCUCUUUUCACUUUUGCCUGCUUUGGUCCAGGCUGGGGUCAUUGACCGACGCCAAACCGGGGACGGACCUGGUGGCUCAGCCGACAGUACCCAGGGUGACCUGGGUGAACGCCCUCCUCCGCGUUUUCCAUUCCCAGUCACCAAGUUCCCUGUAGCCAAGGAAACCGUCGUCUUGGAACAGACAAUGUACAUUCUUCCUGGCCAGGUGUUUGACGGUGGUAUGAAGCGAUAUGAGCGUGUUGAGGGCAGCUGCAACGAACAAGCAGGCAAGUCAACACCUGACAAGGAGGGCACGGAUGCUGAUGCUGUCUUCAACCUCCUGCCGGGCUCGACCAUUCGCAACGUCAUUAUCGGCAAGCAUCAAGCCGAAGGUAUCCAUGCACUAGGUGACGCUUGGGUUGAGAACGUUUGGUGGGAAGACGUCUGCGAAGAUGCUCUUACAUCCAAGGGCCUUAACACACAACUACGAGUCAUCGGCGGUGGAGCUCGGAACGCAACAGAUAAGUACAAUAUCACCGGUUUCUACGCUGAGGGUUUUGGGUCCUGUGGCAACUGUCUCAAUCAAGCAAAGAGAAAUGCGACAAUCCAAAACGUCGUCGCCGUGAAUGGCAUCAGGAUGGGCAUCAUCAAUCCAAACUACGGCGACGAGUUCCGUCUCAAGAAUGCACAGCUUCAAGACCUGGAAGUCAUCGUGGACAAGGAAAUUGCCAACAAUGUCCAGACAGUUCCUUACACCAUCGGCAAUGGUCCAGACCUCAAGUACGCCUUGUACAAUGAGACUAGAGACGCGAUCACGGAAUAUGACGGAGAGGUCUUGAAUGCUUACGAGCCUGAAGAACCUUAUGAGUGGCUCGAGGAUUUCUGGCCCGAGGGCUUUAACUAG
This is a messenger RNA of Colletotrichum gloeosporioides, 903 nucleotides long. RefSeq names its product Pectate lyase H. The transcript is spliced from 6 exons. The coding region runs from base 1 to 903 and encodes 300 amino acids. Gene Ontology annotation, molecular function: pectate lyase activity. Gene Ontology annotation, cellular component: extracellular region. Gene Ontology annotation, biological process: pectin catabolic process. The record is from RefSeq and is a predicted model, not a curated record. NCBI's taxonomy places the organism in Eukaryota, Fungi, Ascomycota, Sordariomycetes, Glomerellales, Glomerellaceae.